Molecule: messenger RNA, 1185 nt
Organism: Centruroides sculpturatus (bark scorpion)
Lineage: Eukaryota; Metazoa; Arthropoda; Arachnida; Scorpiones; Buthidae
Product: connectin-like
Exons: 4
Coding region: 36-1007 (323 amino acids)
Cellular component (GO): plasma membrane
Molecular function (GO): protein binding
Source: RefSeq, a predicted model, not a curated record
UUUAAUUAUGUAAUUGUAGUGUUGGAAUAGCAAGGAUGAAAAAUAUUGUAACUGCAGUUUUAUUACUUCUAUCGAUUUAUAAAAUAUCAUGCGAAACUUUGAAGAAUGAAUGUCCUGAAAUGGAAAAAUUUCCUUCUUGUACUUGUGAAAAAGUUUUACUUCAUGGCUUAAAAUUUGUUUGCAAUGAAUUUUUAAAUAUAGCUUAUAUGAAAACAGAAUUACGAGAACUAGAUGGAAAAUUUAACAUUUAUUUUUUAGAAAUAUGGAAUAGUGUACUUAACUAUCUUCCAACAUCUUUAUUCAGAUGGGUUCAAAUGAAGCAAUUAAAAAUAUUUGAUAGUAUUAUAAUGGGCUUAGAAGACGAAGUAGCGAAUGUACCGGAAGAAAAACUCGAAAGGUUAACAUUUAAUAAUACUGAGGGAGUAGAUAGCUGGAGAUGGUCUAGCCUUUCUUCACUUCAGAAUCUAUGGUCUAUAGAAAUAAGAAAUUCGGAUUUUAGCUCUGUUAACGAAGAUUUUGCAUUGAUUUCUCCAAUAAAAUUAGCUCUUAUUGAUCUCAGUAACAAUAAUAUCGAUUUUAUUGACGAAUAUGCUUUUUCUCCUUUUAAAAAACUUUACGAUAUUACGUUAAAUAACAACAAAAUUAAUAAGAUUAGUAGAACAAUGUUUCCUAACCCUGCAAACUUUUUAAAAACAUUAAAAAUAAGUGAUAAUAAAAUACAAACCUUUCCAAAUGAUAUAUUUGUAAAUAUGCCAGUAUUAGAAGAAGUAGUGCUAAAUAAUAACAAUGUAAAAAUUUUAGAUAUGAAAACUUUCCUUCCAUUAAUGAAUAGAAAAAUUAAGAUCAAGAUAGAAAAUAACGACAUAUAUUGCUGUUCUUAUUUAUCGUGGAUGAUUGAGAACAAAUCCAAGAUAAAAUUUACUGGUGAAUGCAAGAGACCAAGUCACCUUUCUGGAAAACGAAUUGAAAAAUUAACUAUUUCGGAGUUUGAUAAUGCAGAAUGCUAAUUGAAAAUUUUAAAAUAUAUUAUUAAUUUAGUAUUUUUUAAUCACUGUCUCUGUAAUUAUAAAUUAACUUAUACAUAAAUUCCUAUUCUGUAUAACAGAAAUCAAGAUAGGUUUUAACUAACUUUUUUUUUUUCGAUAUAAAAAUGCAACUAGCAAACUAAACAAUAAUAAUAAAUAC